AUGGAUACUGCUGAACUAUUAAGGAUCCUCGAUGAUCCAGAGCUUUAUAAACAAAAAUCCUCCCUAAUACGAAAUGAUAUUAUUAAUCAUAUUAAAGCAAAAGAUUUCAAAAUUAAAAAAUUGGCAAAUGAGUUGGAUACUUCUAAAACUGCAAAUAAAGCUUUCAAGCAAGCAUUAUCAGAAAUUGGUACCGUUGUUAUAUCAGUUGCAAUGGGGGAUUUAUCUAAAAAAGUUGAAAUUCAUACUGUUGAAUCCGAUCCAGAAAUUCUAAAAGUUAAAAUAACAAUCAAUACUAUGAUGGAUCAAUUACAAGCUUUUGCUAAUGAAGUUACUAAAGUUGCUACCGAAGUUGCCAAUGGUGAAUUAGGUGGUCAAGCUAAAAAUGAAGGUUCAGUUGGUAUUUGGAGAUCUUUAACCGAUAAUGUUAAUAUUAUGGCUCUUAAUUUAACUAAUCAAGUGAGAGAAAUUGCUGAUGUUACUAGAGCUGUUGCAAGAGGUGAUUUAUCUCGUAAAAUUAAUGUUCAUGCUCAAGGGGAAAUUUUACAAUUACAAAUGACUAUAAAUACUAUGGUUGAUCAAUUAAGAACUUUUGCUUUUGAAGUUUCAAAAGUCGCCAGAGAUGUCGGGGUCUUGGGUAUCUUGGGUGGUCAAGCUUUAAUCGAAAAUGUCGAAGGUAUUUGGAAAGAAUUAACUGAUAAUGUAAAUGCCAUGGCGCUUAAUUUAACAACUCAAGUUAGAAAUAUAGCUAAUGUUACAACAGCUGUUGCUAAAGGUGAUUUAUCUAAAAAAGUUACCGCAGAUUGUAAAGGUGAAAUUUUAAAUUUAAAACUAACAAUUAAUCAAAUGGUGGAUAGAUUACAAAAUUUUGCUUUAGAAGUUACUACUUUAUCUCGUGAAGUCGGUACUUUAGGUAUUUUAGGUGGUCAAGCUAAUGUUCAAGAUGUUGAAGGUGCUUGGAAAGCAGUGACAGAAAAUGUUAAUCUAAUGGCAACUAAUUUAACUAAUCAAGUUAGAUCUAUUGCUACAGUUACUACUGCUGUUGCUCAUGGUGAUUUAUCUCAAAAAAUUGAUGUUCAUGCUCAAGGGGAAAUUUUACAAUUGAAAAAUACUAUUAAUAAAAUGGUGGACUCUUUACAAUUAUUCGCAUCAGAAGUCUCAAAAGUGGCAAGAGAUGUCGGUAUUAAUGGUAAAUUGGGUAUUCAAGCUCAAGUUAGCGAUGUUGAUGGUUUAUGGAAAGAAAUUACUUCAAAUGUUAAUACUAUGGCUUCUAAUUUAACUUCCCAAGUUAGAGCUUUCGCCCAAAUUACUGCCGCUGCCACUGAUGGUGAUUUCACUCGUUUUAUUACUGUUGAAGCCUCUGGUGAAAUGGAUGCCUUGAAAACUAAAAUUAAUCAAAUGGUUUUGAAUUUAAGAGAAUCUAUUCAAAGAAACACCGCUGCAAGAGAAGCUGCUGAAUUAGCAAAUAGUGCUAAAUCAGAAUUUUUGGCUAAUAUGUCCCAUGAAAUUAGAACUCCUUUAAAUGGUAUCAUUGGUAUGACCCAAUUAUCUUUAGAUACUGAAUUAACUCAAUAUCAACGUGAAAUGUUAUCAAUUGUCCAUAAUUUAGCCAACUCUUUAUUGACAAUUAUUGAUGAUAUCCUAGAUAUUUCCAAGAUCGAAGCUAAUAGAAUGACUGUUGAACAGAUUGAUUUCUCAUUAAGAGGUACCGUAUUCGGUGCUUUGAAAACUUUGGCUGUUAAAGCGAUUGAAAAAUCAUUAGAUUUAACCUAUCAAUGUGAUUCCUCAUUCCCAGAUAAUUUAAUUGGUGAUUCAUUCAGAUUAAGACAAGUUAUUUUAAACUUGGCAGGUAAUGCUAUAAAAUUCACCAAACAAGGUAAAGUUAGUGUCAGUGUUAAAAAAUCAGCUAAACCCGUGGAAGAUAAAUCAAAAUUAUUAUUAGAAGUUUGUGUAAGUGAUACAGGUAUUGGUAUUGAAAAGGAUAAAUUGGGUCUAAUUUUUGAUACUUUCUGUCAAGCUGAUGGUUCAACUACUAGAAAAUUCGGUGGUACUGGUUUAGGUUUAUCCAUUUCGAAACAAUUAAUUCAUUUAAUGGGUGGUGAAAUAUGGGUUACCUCUGAUUAUGGCGAAGGUUCAAAUUUCUAUUUCACUGUCAGUGUUUCUCCUUCAAAUAUCAGAUAUACUAGACAAACUGAACAAUUAUUGCCUUUCAGUGCUCACUAUGUUUUAUUCGUUUCUACCGAGCAUUCUGAUAAUGAAUUGGAAGAAAUUAAAAAUGGUAUCGCUGAGCUAGGAUUAAACCCAGUUGUUGUUAGAGAUAUUGAAAAUGCCAGUUUGACUGAUCCAGUCAAAUAUGAUAUUAUUAUGAUUGAUUCUAUCGAUACUGCUAAAAAAUUACGUUUAUUACCUGAAGUCAAAUAUAUUCCAUUGGUCUUGUUACAUCAUUCCAUCCCAGAAUUAAACAUGAGAGUCUGUAUUGAUUUAGGUAUUUCAUCAUAUGGUAAUACUCCUUGUACUAUAACUGAUUUGGCAUCUGCUAUAAUCCCUGCUUUAGAAUCUAGAUCUAUUAGUCAAAAUACUGAUGAAUCAGUCUCUUAUCGUGUAUUAUUAGCUGAAGAUAAUUUGGUGAAUCAAAAAUUAGCUGUUAGAAUUUUAGAAAAACAAGGCCAUCAAGUUGAAGUUGUUGAAAAUGGUUUAGAAGCAUUCGAAGCUAUUCAAAAAUCUAAAUAUGACGUUGUUUUAAUGGAUGUUCAAAUGCCUGUCAUGGGAGGUUUUGAAGCCACUGAAAAAAUUAGACAAUGGGAAAAGAAAUCCAAUCCAAUCGAUUCAUUGAGUUUCCGUACUCCAAUCAUUGCAUUAACAGCCCAUGCUAUGUUGGGUGACCGUGAAAAAUCAUUAGCGAAAGGCAUGGAUGACUAUGUUUCAAAACCAUUAAAACCUAAAUUGUUGAUGCAAACUAUAAGCAAAUGUAUUCAUAAUAUGAAACAAUUGAAAGAAUUGUCUAAACAAAAUAAUAGCAACAGAACUUCCGAUUUUGCUAAAAACUUGAAGAAAGGUUCCAUUAAAUCAAGUGAACAUUCAGCUUCAAACUUAUUAUCAAUAAAUUCAAGUCCUAAUGGUGCUACAAAUACAAACUCAUCUAAUAAUGGUAACACUAAUUUAGGCAAUGGUAAUACUUCAUCAUGCUCAACUCCUUCAAACUUUACCGAAGCAACUAAUCCAGAAAGCCCAAGCAUAAGAAAGUCCAAUUCAAAUGACUUCAUAACCAAUAAUCCACUCAAUGGGCUAAGACCAGGUCAGUUGUCAAUGAAUAAUAGAUCAGUUACGGAAAGCGUUAUAUCUUUUAAUUCCAAGAAUGAUUUAAAUGAUAGUAUGGAUGUUGAUGAGCCAAGCCCAAAAAUUGAAUAUUUAGAUUAGUUUAUGUCAACGAGUUCCUUUCACGAUUUAUUUGUUCAUUUAAUUAUUGUAUGUUUGUUUUUUAUUAAAUCUUUUAUUCUACUUCAGCAUUCAACACUAAUAUUUUUUUUUUACUAAUUUAAAGAUUUC
Messenger RNA from Hyphopichia burtonii NRRL Y-1933, 3543 nucleotides. It is a transcript of the gene NIK1, whose product is annotated as Nik1p. NCBI's taxonomy places the organism in Eukaryota, Fungi, Ascomycota, Pichiomycetes, Serinales, Debaryomycetaceae. Bases 1 to 3414 code for a protein of 1137 amino acids. Gene Ontology annotation, biological process: phosphorelay signal transduction system; cellular hyperosmotic response; phosphorylation. The record is from RefSeq and is a predicted model, not a curated record. The transcript has a single exon. Gene Ontology annotation, molecular function: phosphorelay sensor kinase activity. Gene Ontology annotation, cellular component: membrane.